This is a messenger RNA of Emericellopsis atlantica, 1439 nucleotides long. Its product is annotated as DNA-directed RNA polymerase. Lineage: Eukaryota; Fungi; Ascomycota; Sordariomycetes; Hypocreales; Bionectriaceae. Gene Ontology annotation, cellular component: RNA polymerase II, core complex. Gene Ontology annotation, molecular function: protein dimerization activity; DNA-directed RNA polymerase activity; DNA binding. The record is from RefSeq and is a predicted model, not a curated record. The transcript has 3 exons. The coding region runs from base 265 to 1308 and encodes 347 amino acids. Gene Ontology annotation, biological process: DNA-templated transcription.
GCCGCUAAUGCAAGGGUGGGUCAGUUUUGUGCAGGACUGCGAAUAUGCUCCCAGACCACAUCUCUACCUACAACUGACGAAGCAUUCAAUCUCUUGCCUGCUGAUUCACGCACACUUCUCGACGGUAUCAGACAAUCGAAUCGAACUCCCCACGGCCCAUCUGCGAAGCCGGUGUGUCGAAUCGCCGCAACGAGAGACGCGGGACGAGCGCAGACAACGCGCUCCUUUCGCUAGGCACGCGCCAGGGCGCGCGCAACCUUCAGCAUGGAUGACUACGAUAUGAUGGACGGGGCAGGCGACCAGCCUCAGGUCAAGAUCUCUGGCGCCGACUCCACGCGCGUCGAGUUCCAGCUCUCCAAGACAAAUCUUUCGUUUGCCAACUCGAUCCGUCGCAUCAUCCAAGCCGAAGUGCCCACAAUCGCCAUCGACCUUGUCGAGGUCGAGGUCAACUCCUCCGUCCUCGCCGACGAGUUCAUCGCCCACCGUCUGGGACUCAUCCCGCUCGACUCCUCCACUGCGAAUGAGCUCAACUUCACCCGCGACUGUGACUGCGAGCAGUACUGCGAACAAUGCAGCGUGACGCUCACACUCAACGCCAAGUGCCAGAGCGACGAGAUUAUGAAGGUGUACGCCAGCGAUCUCGUUGUCGACGGGCGGCAUUCGAGCAACGUGGGGAAGCCGGUCAUUACAGAUCCUGAUGGCUUAGGGUGUCUGAUUGCCAAGCUUCGACGGGAUCAGGAGCUGCGCUUGACAUGUAUUGCAAAGAAGGGUAUCGCAAAGGAGCACUCCAAAUGGAUGCCGACGUCGGCGGUCGGUUUCGAGUAUGACCCGCACAACAAGCUAGCGCACACCGAUCUCUGGUUCGAGAACGACACGGACCCGGCGGUGGAGUGGCCCAAGAGCAAAUACGCCGACUGGGAAGACCCCCCACAAGAGGGCGAGCCAUUCGACUAUGAUGCGACGCCAAACAAGUUCUACUUCGAGGUGGAAACAGCAGGCGGCAUGCAGCCCAACCAAAUUGUCAUGUCCGGCAUCGACGCGCUCAUUUGGAAGCUUGGUGGCCUGUUGGUGGGUCUCGGCGUAAGGGAACCAGAGAAGGAGGCAGGCGCUGGCGGCUACGAUGGCCCUCGCAGUCCCGACAUGAACAUGGACGGCGGGACGACGCCCUGGGGCCAGGAUGGGUACCAAUCGGCCUACGGAGGCGGCGGCCAGACUGCGUACGGCGGUGGUGGUAUGACAUCGUACGGUGGCGGCUAUCAGACAGCAUACGGUGGCAGGACUGACUAUCAGGGCUCGAGCUGGCAAUGAGCGCGGCGAUAUAGCGACAUCUAGAAGAGCAAGAGGAAUCGGCAUCAUCAAUUUCAUCUCAGGGGUGUCCAUGCACGGGGAAAAGCAUAGCACAUUUGGUAAUCUAGGGGCGUUGAGAAGAAUGCGCAAGC